AUGUAUCUUAACAAUAUGUUUGUGGAAGCGGAAAUUAAAUUACAUGUCAUUUAUACUACUGCGGAAGAGAAAAUAGAUUUAUGUUGUCCUUCAACAACUCCAUUCAGUUUCUGUCUCUGUUUCUUUUUCCUUCAUUUUCGUCUAAUUUUUUUAUUGUGGAAAGACACUCAAAUAUCUUCACCAACCGACCAAGUAGUAGCGCAUCUCAUGAUUAUUCCUAGAAAAUUUGUAGCUUGA
Messenger RNA from Clunio marinus, 237 nucleotides. The record is from the annotation of a GenBank genome assembly. NCBI's taxonomy places the organism in Eukaryota, Metazoa, Arthropoda, Insecta, Diptera, Chironomidae.